Molecule: messenger RNA, 9061 nt
Organism: Antechinus flavipes (yellow-footed antechinus)
Lineage: Eukaryota; Metazoa; Chordata; Mammalia; Dasyuromorphia; Dasyuridae
Gene: RABGAP1L
Product: RAB GTPase activating protein 1 like
Exons: 7
Coding region: 2743-3504 (253 amino acids)
Source: RefSeq, a predicted model, not a curated record
UUGAAUUGCUGUGUAGGUAGUUUUAAUUUUUAGAUAGAGUCUUAUAUUCAUAUAUAAUAUAAACAAACCAAAGUCUAAAUGUUUUAAUUUUUUGUUUGUUUUUGAAAUUGGUUACAUGUUGUUGAUAUAUUUUAAAAAUAUUCACAUAAGGGACAGCUAGGUGGUUCAGUGGAUAGAGCACCAGCCCUGAAAUCAGGAGAACCUGAGUUCAAAUCUGGUCUCAGACACUUCCUAGCUGUGUGACCCUAGGCAAGUCACUUAACCCCAAAUGCCUCAGCAAAUAUAUAUAUAUAAAUUCACAUGAUAAAGGGGUUGAGAGAAAAAUGGGGGCCAGUUAUACUGUAAGCUUAUUGAAAAAUUUGCCCACAAGUGCUGAUUUUUGAUGGUUCUUGCUAAAGUAACUUGAACUCUUUAAGCCAUUUUAUUGGGCUUUGUUCAUGCAACGAUUUAAGGCGUUUGUGCGAUGGAUUAAUUGCUUCUAUGUUGUCAGCUUAUUUGCUUAUCAUUAACGAGGGGGGGUGUCAAUCAUUGAAAGAAUUUACAUAUUAACUUUUGUCUUGCCCACUAAAGGAGGUAAAGAAUUGAGAUUAAAUUCUGUAUUCUGCUUGUAUCUCUUAUGGAGGUUAGAUUUUUCCUGAAGCAGCAAAGUUAAGAUAAAUUUGUCCAUCUCUGGGUAUAAGUUUUCUUCUUCAAAGGGAGAUAAAUUCACACUAUUCUGACUCAAUCUCACUUAUGCCACGGAAACAACUAUUAGCUUUUGAAAAAUGUUUCUGCUAUGAAAUGUUGUAUUUAAAAUAACUAACAAGAGAGAAGAAGAAUGUUUCUACAAUAUUGAAUUCUAUGUAAGGAGCAUAGAUUUAGAUCCAAGAAAGAUCUUAGAAGCCAUUCGGUAUAGUUCCUUCUUUUUCAGAUGAAGAAACUGAGGCUCAGAGAGAUUACCAAAAAUCAUACCCCAAAAUCAUUGGAAUUAAAAACCUAGUCUCCUGACUCCUGGUCUACUUUUCUUUAUGCUAUAUACCACAUUCUUUUCCUAGGAAUAUAGGACUUCAAUCUGGACCUUAGAGAUCAAGUCCAGCCCCAUCCUGAUUAAAAAAAAAAAAAAAAAAAAAAGGCCCAUAAAGGUGAACUGACUUGUGCCAGUCUCAUAGCUAGUAAGCCAUAAAUUGGAAUUUGAAUCCAGGUUAACAUCAGAUUCCAAAUCCAAUGCUAUGCUCAGUACACCACACCCUAAGAUCCCACCUUUCCAAAGGAAAACUUUGUGAUAAACUCCAAGAAGCUGAUACACAUUCCCUUUGAUAUUAAAGAACUUAAGGAAUUUGAAUAUUUGGAAGCAAAGAAAACCUAACCCAAACUGAUAAGGUGACAUAAGCUAAAGAAUGGUGUCCAGUUUAUGCCUACUUCCAAACAUUGUCAGCUAAUUUAGGAGAAAAGUAACAAGGCCAUCUAGGUGCUGUGACUUUCAUUAGAGAAAGAUAUGAUUCAGAAUUAAUCUUGUAUCUUUAGUAGACAUGGUUCAUUGUUGCAUUAGUUUCAGUGAGAAAAAUUUGCAUCACACUAACAGGUUUCUAUAACACCUAUGAAAUUUGUUUAUUGAAAUCUCAUUUUCAUGUUGGAGUAUCAGCUGGUAUUUCCAAAGACAGUCUUAGAUGCAGAAAAGCAAUGCAGUCUGGAUUGCCAACUGUCAUUUAAUUUUAUUGUUGAGAUUUUUAAAAGAUCAGAAACUGUUGUUCUCAUUCAAUGUAAGAGAUUCUCCUUAGGGAAUAUGGCAAAGAAGGAAGGAAAUUACCACAUAUGGUCUUAAGCUAAAGUUUCAAAAAUGAAAACUUGUUAUUUUUAAGUCUUCAUUUUUCAGAUUGUGUAGAAUUUUAAAAUAUGUCAUCUGGGUACAUUUGUCCUUGUGUGCCUUAAGAUUGUCAGCUCAAAAUGUCAAUAUUGUUGGUUACUUAUUUUUUUCAAGAGUGAGAUUAAAAAAAGGAAAUGUUUGCUAGCUGAGUAUAUACUUGCUAAUAAAAUAAUGUUUCUCACUUAAGAGAAGCAUUUUUCCUGACCCUUAAGUCACUUAAAUCUGCGUGCCAAGAAUUCAUCAUAGCAGCAGACAACACACCCAAAACAGAGUUGAGUUUCUAAAACCUCAUUCCUCUAGAUGAUUUUUCCCCCCUUUAACCUUAACCACAUUUUCUUUUGAUUGCCAGCGAAUAUUUCUUAAAUCUCUCAUCCUGGAAAUUAACUCUGUUCCUUGUCCUGCCUCAUCCAAACCUGAGCCCACAGACACACACAAAUGGGAAUCUGAACAACACCCCACACACACACCCAUCGCCAGGCAGCUCUUUGUGCACUGAGACCUCCCUCUAUUGCCUGAAGAUUAGCUAUUUUGUAAGGUUUCUGACACUGUACAUGUAAAUGAGUCCCACCCAGCUUUCAUGACAGCAGUAGAAACAACUUACACCAUGACUACUAAUCAUCCUAUGUACAAACAUAUUCAUCCGUCAUGCAAGCUGAGAAUAGCAUCAUGGAGAGGGUGGAGUUUGAGUUUUAUCGGGCUUCCUGAGUUGGGACUUGCCCACUGGCUUUCUCAAGUCAGCUUUCUUUCACCAAAUGUUUGCUGUCACAGGGAAGGCUCUAAGGGGAAAAAAUUAACCAAAUAGAAUUAACAAGUGUCUUUUUUGUUGUUGCUGUUUCCUAAUUUUAUUAGUAGGCACUUACAUUUCAUUGGAUAUCCUUUUUUCUAUUAUUUUUGUACCUAUGAUUGAAAACAGUAGUUGGUCUCUGACUUUGCAGGAGAGGGAGAACCGGAGGUUACAGGAAGCCAGCAUGCGGCUAGAACAAGAGAAUGAUGACCUUGCUCAUGAACUUGUAACCAGCAAAAUUGCCCUCCGAAAUGACUUGGACCAGGCUGAAGAUAAGGCAGAUGUUUUAAAUAAAGAGCUGCUCCUGACCAAACAGAGACUAGUGGAAACUGAAGAGGAAAAGAGGAAACAAGAGGAAGAAACUGCUCAGUUAAAAGAAGUCUUUAGGAGACAGCUCGAGAAGGCAGAAUCAGAAAUAAAGAAAACAACGGCCAUCAUUGCUGAGUACAAACAGAUCUGUUCCCAGUUGAGCACCAGACUGGAAAAGCAACAAGCGGCCAACAAGGAGGAACUAGAAGUUGUCAAGGGCAAGGUGAUGGCGUGCAAACACUGCAGUGAGAUUUUCAAUAAGGAAGGGACCCUGAAGCUAGCGACUAUCAGCAAAGAAAGCCAGGGCAUAGAAAUUGAUGAUGAGAAGGACUCGCUCAAGAAACAACUGCGAGAAAUGGAGCUGGAACUGGCUCAGACCAAGCUGCAGCUUGUGGAGGCCAAGUGUAAAAUCCAGGAGCUUGAACACCAGAGAGGAGCCCUCAUGAAUGAAAUUCAAGCUGCAAAAAACUCUUGGUUUAGCAAAACCCUGAACUCUAUCAAAACAGCCACAGGCACCCAGCCACCCCAGCAGCCUCAGCCAUCCCAAUCACCCAAAGAGAGCACGUAGUUCCUGCCCAGUUUCACACACAAGAACACAAUGAUUCAAGCAUCCGGAAGCCCUGGCAGAUUGUCCCAGUGUCCCUUUGAGGGGAAGUAAGGAAGGCCAGGGGGGCAAGCCUCGAACUGAAAUCCUUCAGCGUCUCUCAUUCAUCUGGUGUGAUGCUUUUUCAAAGGAAAGUUAUUUAGAGUCCUGUUUUAUGUUGAAUAUCUAUUUUCCACCUUCCUCACUGAAAACCACCAUCAACCUUCUUACACCUUAUUUUAUUAUAUCUAGAUGUUAAGUUGAAAAUAAAUAAUUCAGAGCUAAAUGUUUUAUUUAGAACUAAUUAUUCCUAAUUAUUUUGUAUCUUGCAUAAAACAGUAGAAUUUUUGUUCUUUCAGGGUUGACAUGGUGGGAGAUGGGGUAUCAGUCAGGGCAAGAAAGAGAUUAAAAAUUUAAGCCUUGAUCAUUUUCAGGACUUAAAAUAAAGCACAUUGUAGGGGCAGGCCAUGACUAUUGUCUAGGACUUAUCCUAGACAUGAUCCCAGUAGUUUACAAGAAGGAUGGAUACAUCCUAUAGAGAAGCACUUUGCUUUUGAAAGAGGAAUGACCACAGACCUGUCUCCUGAAAAAAAGAUUCAUUUAAAAAAAAAAAAAGCUUUUGCUGGGCUCAUUUGAAAAUGAGCUCCUUUCGUAGAUGUUUGAUAUUCCUGAGGCUCUCUUAUCCUUUGUCUUCUGGCAUGUACACUAGAGCAAAGGAACUAGAAUUUCAGCAAAUUCGAAUAAGCCUGUAUCACCUUGAUCUCAAUUCUUUUAAGAAUUGUGUGAAUCUUAAAAAUCUGCCUAUGUGCAUGGCCCCAGGUGUGACAGUCUUGUGGAUGUGUAAUGCAAAGGGUAUUUUGUGAAUAGUAGCCUUAGAAAACUUUCAUCAGAACACCUAGGAAUAUCCAGGUACAACUAUUGGGCUUAGUACAGAAUCAGAACAGAAAAGUAAAUAGCAGGAUAAGACCAGUGAAUUCAUAUUCUAUUUAAUUUCGAUGAGCACCUGCUAAGGAAACACUAAUUUACUGUAAUGGUUCUGUGUUAAAGACAUGGAAAUGGGAAGUAAAGGCCAACUUUGAAACCUUCUAGUCUUAUGCUGUGUAACUCUUCCUGAUUUCUGUAACUAUCUGAAAAUGUGCCCUUUUUAUCCCAAAGAUGAAGAGGUGCAAAAGCAUUUGUAACAUUUUUGAUUCAAUAUAAAAUGUUUAUAGAAAUGCUUAUUUCAUUGAAAGGUAAAACUAUUGUUUAAAAUUUGAUGAAAAUGUUUUUAAAUUAUAUUUAACAUGUCUAUAAAAAGGUCUUGCCAGGAAAUAUCCUAACAGGACCAAAGAGGUUAGUUGUGUAUUAAGUUUUUCAUCUUAUCUGUUCCAGAAUAAGGCAGGGAGAGAUCUUCUGGACCCAUUUGCUUUUAACCCAAAUUAAUUCUUCUAUCAGGUCUAUAUGAUAAAGUUUAAUCGUUCAUCAUUGGCUUCAACAUCAAGCUCCUUGCUUGUAAAGGAUCUGAAGCUGCAGUGCCAGUGGGAUUUUCUUAUCUGUGCCAUUUUACUCCUAAAUAAUUUAUUAAAAUUCAUUCAUAGGGAAUGUCUUGCCCACUUCCCCUAAAAUGACUACUUAAUCCUAAAAAUGUAUGUGUCCCUCAAACAUAACCCAUUUAUGAAAAAACAAAACCACAUUGUUUACCUACUUUUUCAGGUCUUAUUUAAGAAGAGCUCCUUCAAAAAAAAAAAAUUUUGCCUGCCAUUUUUCAUGAAAAAAAAUUUCAAAACAGGGAAAUGCCAAUAUUUCCAAAACAAUGAAAAACUAUUCUAGCCACUAUUGGUUCACUUGCUAAUAGCCAGCUACACUUUGAGAAAUAAGAACAUUUUUUGGUAAAUUGAACUUAAAAGCUUUGAAUGUAUUAACUUUUUAUAAAGUGAUGGUCAUACUACUUACCUAGUUCCAUUAGUAUGUCAACUUUGACUUGGAUGUUCCCUACAAUUUGGUUUUUAAAGCACUCUUUUUUCAAAUUAUAAUAAUAAUUAGAAAAUGCUAUCUCUUAUAUAAAAUGGUACCUUUUAACUUAAUACAUUGGCCUCUAUUAUUUAGUAACAUUAAAUUUGGCAUUUGUGCCCAUAAACCCCUUCACCUUGAUUCAGCCUCCUGAAUGAAAUUGCCAACUAAGUAGAAGAUGCUCAUUUCUUCUGGAGUCUGAUCCCAUGGAAUUACCCUAUUGCCUUCCACUUUUCGUAACCAGCAGAAUGGGCUUAUGAUGCAGGGUUAUCCUUAGUUGAGAAGAAAAAAAUAAAGUUGCUACAUGUUGCCCACUCAGACUUGGACAGGAGGCUUGUAGAUGCCUCCAGAACAGUUAACUGGAUGGUGUUUGUUUAAUGUCACAGACUCCUUCCUUAUUGCUCUCCUCACCACCACCACCCCCUACCCAAACCUUACAUUAAAUUGAUAUUUGGACUUAGCUGGCUAAACUUGAGGUUCAGUUGAAUUUUUAUAUCCCAAGAUGAAGGGUGUGUAGAACUUAAUAUUAGAAGUUAUAUUUUGAUUAACAGAGUUUAUGUAGAAGUGAGUGAAUAUUAAAAUUCUACAUAAUUUUCAUCAUUUUUGUCAAGAACAGCACUUUAAUUUUAAAUGAUAUUAAUUCAACUCGAUGUAUAUUUGAUCAAGGAAAAAACAUAUCUACAUGUUGUACAGGAUUUAGAAACUGGUAUUUUGUUUUGAAAGAAAGUUAAGACAUUUCAAAAUUCUGUUUAGUGUUUUCAGUGACUUACAUUAAUAGUGCUGAGUUGCUUCCUCUCUCAUCCAGUGCCAGCAGUGAUAUAUGGUAUGAUCUGCCAUGCCAGCUUAAUCUGUCCCAUGCUGAAGUAUCUGUUUGCCACUAGCAGCAGGAAAGAUGCAAGAUGAAAGGACCAAAAUUUGAUACGGAAGGUGUAAUUUUCAUUUAACAUGUUGGAAUAUCACUUUCCCAACUAUAUGACCAAGAGACAAAUGAAGUUUUGAAAAUGUCAACAUCCCAGUGAAGGUAGGAACUGCUUCAUUUUUCUAUGUCUAGCAUUUAGGACAGUGCCUGGAGUCUAGAAGGCCCUUAAUAACGACAUGCUGAUUGACUGACUUCAGUUAAUUUUAGAGGAUUAUGUAAAAUGCCCUCUCUUCACUUUAUAUAUUUUCAGGAACUAAACAAAUAACAGCCAAGCACCCUGAAAAUUCUUCUGACCGAUGGAGUGCUUUCCUGACAUGGUUUUUUAAUCUUAGUUCAAUUAUAGUCUUUUCCUAAAAUGCACAGUGCAGAACAAAUCCCUUCCAAAAUCCAUUGUUUACAACAUUUUGAAAAAUGAUUUGUUUUUUUUUGAGACAAAUUUCACCUCUUUGCCUACUAAAUUAAGUGCUAUUUAUUAAAUUAGUUUAUGUAUAUAUAUAUAUAUAUAUGUAUCCUGAAGAUUUUAUUUCUUUGGGUUUCUUAUUUUCUUUAAAAGUCAAAGAAAACAAAGCUGAAUUUAGUAGUGCAUGUGUUUAAUAGCUUCCCACAUCCUGAACCAUCUCAUAAAUACAUUUAGCUAAGUAUUUUCAUUUAGAUAAGACUUUACCCCUCUCCAAGUGCUAAUCAGAAACAUUGGUAGAUGUACCAGUUCAGCAUACAUUCUUAUCUUGUAAGGCAACCAAUAUCUUUCUUUCCUAUGAAAUCGGCAUAUUCUUUUCCAUUAGUUUGGGUUAAUUUUUUUUUUUUAUCACGAUAAAUCUUUUUGCUGAAGUCACUAACAUUUUAUAGUGUUUUGAAAACAUGAUGUUUCCCCAACUUUUUGAAUGUUUCUCUCCCUACAUGGUGGUUUUUACUUCUCUUUCUGUAUCACUUUGUUUUAAACACUCUAUUAAUAAGUAAUAUAACCUAAUGGCUUAAUUUCUUAUAUGAGAGAAAAUAUAUAAAACCAGAAUGACCACAGUAAGAAUUCAACAUAGUAAGUGUCAUGGAAUAUUGGAAGAGACGAUCAGUCAUUUAGAAUAAUCAGCUGUGUUCAUCAAACAGCCAUGUGGAUUAUGUGAUUCUUCUAUCUCAGUAAAAUAUUAUUUCAGCAUCUUACUUGCUUUUUCUUUCUAGAAAACAAUCCCUUUGAUCAACAUAUCCCAAAUAAAUUGCUUCUCUUGCUUCAUCUCCAGACAGACAAAAGAAUAAGCAAAUGUCAGUAAAUUGAAGAUUAAGGUAGACUUCCUGAACAGUGAAAUUCCACAUGGAUAUUGGUUUGCCUACAUGUAAUUCCUGUAUAGUAUAUUAACACAUAUAUUUAGAUGUCUCCACAUCCCAAGGCAUUUGGGAAUCCAAGAUGGUAGAUCAGAAAACACCAUUGUGCCCAAUCUUUUUUUCUCCCGUAACUGUUGAUUAUUCUUCCUUUCUCUGGUUGCCAAGUUCGUGUCUCUUUUGGCCUGCAUUCUUACAAAACACAUCCUUGAAUGAAGGUCUUAUUUCCUUCUCAUGGGUGGCUUUAUAAUAACUGGAGUGGAUACUGUCUCUGGGACUUCCUUAACCCUAUAAAAGCCACUAAACUGGGAACUAACUCUGUAGAGAGUAAUGAGCAUGAAAAGAUCCAGAGUUAGGACUUGAAAAUGAGACAUUUUAUAGAUAACAGCUGGCUGGUAGGGCUUUCCUUUCCCAGUUUGAGAGUAAUCACCAGAAUUAUUGUCUAGUACAUGUCUAAGGAACUCUUUUAGCAAAACAGAACCGUUAAUGGCAUGUCCAUAUUUUCAUUACCUUAUAACCACAUUUUCUGGAAGGUUUUAUUGGGAAAGUUUUUUAUCUUAAAAACAUUGGGUAGGAAAAUUUUUCAGAAAUUUCAUUUUUUUCCCCCAGUGGGAAGUAUUUAAUGUGUAAAGGUUUUGAAAAUAUGUAUAUAAUUUGGAGAAAACUGUGUAUUAGUCACAGACUAAUAUAUAUGAAACUGAAUUACAAUAAUAUAAAUACAUCAAAGGACUCUAGUGUCAUCAAAGCACAGAAGUGAUGCUGGAGGUGGUCCCAGAAUUCAAGAUAUCUUAAUAGUAUUUUGCACCAGUUUCUCUCUUUUUAAUAUUUUACAUAAUUCAUGGAUGUUGCAUUUCAAAUAAAAGGGGGGAAAAAAGGUUCCUUCUCAGCCCACCCUUCUUUCUUUUUUUGUGAUCCCUGUCUUUGUUCUGAUCAAGAGGUAAAAGAAAUCAUCUUUGUGCAAAUUGUUUUCCUAUAACGUUACUAUGACUUAUCCAUACCUCUUAAAACAAGUUCUAAAACAAAUGAAUUGAUUGCCAAUACCCCCAUUCCCCGGGUGCAAAUCCUAUAAAGCCUACAAGAAACUUGCUAACCACAUUGUUUCCCAAAUCACAAAACACUAACAAUUAGGCAUUCUCCAUAAAUCCAUGUGUUAUGUAUGGUACAAUUAUCAAUGUUAAUGCUUGCUCUAAAAAGUGCGAUUUAUUGUACAUUGUCUCAAUAAAUGUUUACUUUUCUAAUUGUUAAGAACUUGUUUGGAGGGUAUCUUGUUUUCAUUGUGUGAAUGGAUUGAUCCUUGUAAAAUAAAAAGAAGUGCAAAGGAAA